AUGGUUCGAUUAGAUAUUUAUUUCGAUUAAAAUUCGCAAUAAUAUAUUUUUCAUAUAGAAGCGUGGUUACGCGUGCAACUUCCUAUAUGUGUGAACUAAGUUGUCUAGAAAUAUUAUAUAUGUGUCACGUUUCAAUGUUUUAUCUUAAUAUCUGGUAUCGCGCGGCCGAUUGAAUAACGAUGGCAGCAACGAACGCAAGGCAUUAUUGCUAAUCAGAAUUACGAUCAUAUCCCGAUUAAGAGUUUCUAGAGUGCCUGCAUAUUUUCAAAUGAAAACAUAAAUCUAGUCUGGCGCAUAAACUUGGCCAUAUUGAGUAUAGAAAGAUACUCUAAACCGAUCGACAAACGUUGAUGAAAAGUAAAUUAAGAAAGCUUACGGCCAAAGGGAGGAGAAAGCUCCAGGAUGAGGCUCUAUAAGGCUAGGCCGUACCUCCAACGGCAUGAGAAGAGCAUCAAGCGCUACCGUUGUUGUAUUGUCGACAGUUGAAACGAGCUUGUGCAUUCACAAUUUCACUCGAGCUGCGACUGAAUGUAUUAAAUGUUAAAACUGUUAUAGAAAAAAAAAAAAAAAAGAUCAUAGAACAACAAAAACAACAAAUAUAUAAAAAGCAAACAUAUUUUGUAAAAAAGCAGCGAACAAAUGCUGCUGUUGUUGGCACCACCCAUACAUAUGCCCGUAGCAUUUGAUUGAAAUAUAAAGCAGAGUUCAGACACAAAAAGUCAAAAACAUAAUCUCCUUCAAUCAAAAUUAAAAAAAGAAAUAGCAGCGAAAAACAAAAGCAAAGCAAAGUCCCAGACAACACGAAAAGUCUUAACGUUUUCUCAAUGCUUAACGGUAUCUCAUCACUCCCAUACAAACCUAAGAAGGGAUUAUGUGUGCAAUAAUCAACAUAAGGACAUUCUCAUGUACGACAAAUCAAAGAAAACGUGGAGUCAACGGCUCAAAAUCCAAAAAAACGAAAAAUCUCAAACAUCGACAACCUCAUCGGUAACGAAUACGAAUAGUUUCUCUACACCAUCAACGAAAGCAGCAGCACAUGUUGCUCAUAAUGUCCGCAACGGACCGACGCUUCCUUCACGACUUCCAACUACACAGCGAUCAGCCGCUACAGUACCAUCAUCUGCAACAUCGCCAAUAAGCGUAAUGCAUUUGCCAACAGCUUUGCAACUAGGUUACAAUCAUACUAGCGCAGGAGCCAACACUGUAGCAUACGAGUAUCUGCCUAGUGCUCUGACUCGUUCGACAAAAUAUGCCGAACCUUGGAUAUACAGCACGGUUAGGGGUAUACCAGCCCGUCCCUCUGGUUUAUAUCAUAACUAUCAUCAGCACGUUGCAGCUUCUGGAUAUGCUACCAGUCAUCCCCAUGCAGCGGCCAUAUUUGCAACGCCCCCAAUGACGGCCACUGCUGAGGCAACUGCAGUAGCUGUUGUAAUAUGUUCGUGUCCCGAGUACCUGAACGGCACUAAACGCCGUGAUAUUAAGAAGGCGACCGUUUGUAAGAAAUGCAAAGGCACACGUUUACCACUAGCAAAUAUAGGAGGCACCGUCCGUAUACAUGGGACACCCCCCGGGGGAGCGGUCUUAUUAAAUGCUGCUAAAUUAAGACCGGCUGGAUCAGCAGCUACCGUACGCGUAGUGAGUACAACGAAAAAAACAAGACCUUCAAUAUUAGAUCCACAAAGGGACCCGUAUGAUUUGAUGCGUCGCACGCGUUUAUUAUCACCCGAACCAGGAUGUUCCAAGUCGCCUCUUGCCAAUCAUUCUAGCAGCAGCAGCAGCAGCAGCAAAGAUAAAUCACGCAAUCGAUUACGAAGUACAAGUCCCCCCAGGGGACGAACCAGAUUACGUCCACAGAAAUCUCUCUCUGUUGAUGACCCGAACAAAAACGCACUUAAACUUGAUGAAAGCUGGCUCACAGAAUCCGAAGACACAAUGUCAACAAUCUCUACAAGUAGUACAAGACGUUCUAUACUACGCUGCAAUGUUAAUCCUUACGAUCUGAUCUCAAUUGACAACCAACUCUCAGCGACUUCUGAUUGUUUACAAAAUUCAGGUGAAACCGUCGUCGCCAAUUAUACUGAACCUCCUAUAGCAAAUUCAGGGAGGAAUCAAAAGGCGACCAACACUCCAGUGAAGACGCGGGAAAUGCAAAAUGAUCAAUUCAAUGUCAAUGAUGCCGCUUUAAGCGAGGAGCCACCACCUUUUCGGGUUCAAACGAAAGUAGACGCAAGGUCAAAACCCCAAGCCGUUGUCGCCACUAAGACCAAAACUAAUAACAAAAAAACAAAUAAUAAGCCCAACUAUUCAAAUAUUCAGGCUAUUGCUGGUCAACGUAUCAGUUUGGGUGAACAAAAAUCGGCUCGUAAGUCUUUACUGCAACAAACUGCCGACGGUAACAGCUCUUAUGAAAGUUUUGUGAUAGAGAAUGAUAUGAAGAAAGGUGGAAAUGAGGUUGAAAAAAUAUCAACUAAACAAAGACCUGAUACUUUGAAAGUGCAUCAAAAUGCAUCAAAUCCCGAAUCUAGAAGAUUACUAUACGGCAAUAAAGUAGAGGAGGAAACCUCUAGUAAUAAAGAUACGUCAUCAAGCACAACAGCAGAUAUAGCUGAGAAAGAACAUACCGUUACAGUCACCGUAACACCCACCCAUAAUAUAAAAUCGAUUUUGAAGCGACCAUCAUCGAAAGUAAACGAUACGACAGAAAUAGCAAUGCCGAAGGUAGAACAGCGUUCUCCAUCUGCUAGCUACCAGCAUAAAGACAUUUCGAAAACCCAACCAACACCUAUCGGCUCAAAGCUAAAUCGAGUCUCCUCGAACUCUGCAGCGUUCCCCCCUUCAACGCCUACUGCCAAUUCACAAUUUUAUAUACCAUUGCCACAAGCUCGCAAAAAAGUUCAGUUCAUGGUAGAAGAUAAAAUCGCUAUAGUCAAGCAGCAUCAAGAUAUUAAUGAAGAUUCAAGUUCUACGGAAAAUGAAGACGAUAAUCAAGCGCAAGAAAAUUCGUUUUCUCCCACGUCCGUUAACGCAGCUGCCAAUUAUGAGUACUACAGUAAAAAACGGGAACAAAGCAAACUUUUACAUUACGAUGCACAAGAAACUUCUUCGCCACAACUCUCCAGAGACACAGAGACUGAGUGCAUAACCUAUGAUGAACAAUUCAUACAAGCUAUGCUGCUCGAAAAAUUACAACUUGACUCCAAGCUAGUGACCCAAAAGGCUGCAGCAGACGCAGCAAUGCUGGUAGCUACAACAGUAACGUCAACGCCAACACCAACACCAACACCAACACCAACAACAACACCAAUAACAACAACGACAACAACAACAAUGAUAACGACAAUAACCUCACCAGACAACAACGGAACCAACAAAGUAGAAGAUGCUGAACACGUUACCAUAACUGUAGGCAACAAUAAAACAGAUUACGAAGAUGUAUUUCCUAAUGGAAUAUCAACAAAAAUUCUACACAAAACUGAAACUGUAACAGAAAAUGCAAACAACAAACAUACCGAUAACAAAUCCGAAAUACAGCAUCAGCAGAAACAACAAAAACAACAACAACAACAACAACAACAACAACAGCAAAUUAUAAAUGAAAAACACUAUAACGUUGAUAAAACAUCAUUUACAGCAAGUGAAUCAACGUCACCGUUACCACUGCAUGUCAUAGAUAGUAAAGUUGACGACAAGAACCAUGAGGUCUAUAUGCCAUCUAAAGGCAACAAUGAUGAUGGCUGUGCUGCUGAUGAUAAUGAUGAUGGCAAUCGUGAUGGUAACGGUGAUGAAAACGAUAAUAAUGAACGAAAAUUUGAAAUGGGUGACACUGAUGAUGUUUAUGAUGAUCAUUACAACAAUCUUGUUGAUAACUCUGUCACUAACACUAACAGUUCAAAAAUUACAAAUACAGCCGGUAAAGAUGAAAUGACCCACACUGAUAAUGUAACUGAUGAUAGCAUCAGCAUCAGCAAUAAUGAUAAUGAUAACAGCAUUAAUGUGCCGAAAGCUCAACUUUAUGGAGCUAAAAUGUCAACGACAGAAAAUGAUACUGACGAUAUUGCCAUCGAAUUUCGAGAAGGGGAAGGAAAGCAGCAGAAAAACUCUACAAGCAUUAGAAAGGAUAUGCAAACACUUGAGGCAACCGAUAAGAAGACCAUAAACACAAAACCACAAGUCACACAAACACGCUGCACAGCAGUCAGACGCUCGCAGAGUGAAAGGCAACCGUCAUAUCAUCAUCAUCAUCAUCAUCAACAACAACGUCACCUUCUUAGCAACAAUAGAAGCAGCAGCAAGGACAUUAAUAAAUUGACAAUAGUUGAAUAUAUUUGUUAUAAUGAAAGUUGCAAAGAAAACGGUGAAAUGGAUCCUCCCACCUGCACUUCAAUAAGUGUAAAUUUUAAAGACACAAUGGCAUUACGUUGUCGUCCAAGCCGUAGCGAUGCUAGAGAUUUAUUUGGAAGACCUCGAGAGCCACCUCCACCGCCACCAUUGCCAACAGCAUCAUCGCAUGCAACAGUGUUAACUGCGAGUAAGCCAUUAACAAUGAAUACAUCUAAACCAAAUGUUACGCCACAAAUGCCUACAGCUGUCGAUGCAUAUAAGGAAGAGGAGCAAACAAUUGAAUCAUCAUCACCAAACCCUUCGUUCAUUCAGCCAACUAAUAAGGGAGAUUUAUUACAACGGCACCAUGAAGAACGUCAAACAAUUGAUGGUAACGAUUCUACAUUGCAAUCCUUAGUAUCCUCGUCAGGAAUCAACGAAGUUAACUUGCCAUCAGAUAACAAAGACGGGAAAGAACAAUUGCUGCCACAAAAUAUUCAAAAUUUAAACAAAACAAAAACUUUUAUAAGCAACACAACGACUACAAUGAUAAACCCGUUUGACUCUCCCACAAUCGUGACAGCAGUUACCUCGACACCGCAAAAAUCUAAACCACAGCGUACGGUGGUACGUGUGGCGCCAUUUAAUAAAAAUUUACAAGAAAUUCAUCGUUUAAAAAUAACACACACCGAUCCCGUUCUAACGCCUCAAAUACUUCACUCUGACUGGUACUCGCAUACCAAUGGAAGUUUCUAUGAUACCUCAUCAGACUGCGGGCAAAAGAAAACAUCAAUUCUAAUAAAUGGAGAUGAUUGUUACUCCACAAUAAAUUUGAGCUGUGAUGAUGCCUCUACACCUCUCUAUCAAUCCUCAGUGGUCGUAACGGACGGUUCGGUUGCAAAGCUAGAAGAACACGAAGGUCUUAGGGUUAUCAGCAAUACAGCCAAUACGGUAACCAUUAAUGUCAGUAGCCCUCAUAGUCCGGUGGAUGAAAUAACACAGCAGCACAAUAAAAUCAAUAAUUUGCUCAGUCGGCAAUCUAUGGUUGCCUCCAAUUCAACAAGUAGCAAUCGUGCUAUCAUACCCAUACGUGGCUCUGGCGAUGUAAAUUUGCAACGUUCAGCAUCUUCCACGUCGUCUGCGUCUACCAGUUCCAUGGUUAGUUGCUCGAGUAGUACUAGUAAUUCAAGUUGUUCGAAUCCGAAACGAGGCCGUACUUUAAUACGUUUAGAUUAUGAAAAAGAGAAAACGCAAUCUCACGAUGUUAGCGCCAACUUUACAAGUAGUACAACAAUCGAAAGCCCUAAUGAGGAAAUUAAUGUUAAAUGGCUGCCUCAUGAAGAAGAGUUGCUUAAGAUAUUACGUAAUCCUGUAGAAGCAGUAAAAAUGAACUUGGUACCUCACAUUUGCGGACGUCAAGAUGCGCCCAGCGAUCAAGAUCUACUGCGCAGCAAAAAAAUGAAAGACGGUCAGACAGAUAUUCAACUGCUUCCUCAAUCGCCUCCUUCACCGUUAAGAUCUCCGAAAAUUAAAACACCGGAAAAUGAUUCAUUUAUAGCCAAACUAUUAGAAGAUCCCAUGCUAAGCCAAGUAGCCGACGGCUUAGAAACCGAGACAGUAGCUGAACUCAUCGAAAACUCAUUGAAACGCUUGCAAGACUCACGAAACUCCGUGGAUAUGUCUGGUACCAAAGAUAGCGACGAUAUGAAUCGAUUAAUUACUUUAUCUUUGAAAAAGAUUCAAGAAGAGAGAGCUCACAAGCUUAUGGAAAAUAAUCAAGCAACUCUAUUGCAAGUUCCCACCAAAGAUGAAGAGCGUCUGUCGAAUCGAGGCAGCAUAAGUUCGGCGAAUAGUUUCGCCUCAGCUCAUAAUUAUGAAAUGUUCGAAUUUGACAAUAACGAGUCCGAUUGCUAUCAGAGCUGCUCAAGUGAAAUUAUUUCGCUUAUGGACGAUGAUACAUGCAAUCAAGAAACGCGCUCCAAAUUUUAUCAAAUGUUAGUCGAUGCCACUCUUGCCGAAAUUGAAUUAACUGCUACGAUGGAAGAAAAUUUAAAUCACGAUACAGAAGACGACGAGCAUCAAUACGAAUCGAUACGCUUGACUACUGAUCCAAUUUAUGAGGAAAUCUCAGAUAUUCCUCCACCCUUACCUUUAACGGCGCCACCUGUAAAUGAUGCGGAACAAGAAAAAAAAGCUACUCGUUCUAUAUUCGAAGGAGCUUCAAAAUAUGAUAUACUCUCCUAUUUAGUAGAUGCGAAGGAAAGGGGUGUUGUGAAAGAGGAAGAACCAUUCAGUUAUCCAUUAAGUACUUCUAAUCCGAUCAUUAUUGAGGAGGAAUCUCUCGAUACGGUUAGCGAUUUAAGUAAACGUGACCAAAAGAAAUUGGAUACUAUUAGCUCUAGAUCGUCAGCUCUAAGUGAUUCUUCGGAAGAUAACCAAAGUACCAUGAGUUCUUUAUCACCUCCCCCGGCCAACAGUUUUAUGCUUUUACGCAAUAAGGGGGCAGCCAGUGAUAUAGAACGUAAUGAUUCGGGAGUGGGUUCAGAAACUAGCAAAAGUUCACGGAGCAAAUUCCAAAGCAAUCAGAAUUCGUCGCUAUCUGCAACUAAGCAAGUCUGCUCCAGUCCGUUGCAUCUUUGUGAAGACUGUGAUGGACCCGUAGAAACGCAAAUGGGUGAAGAUGGAGUUCUGUUUGCUCCUCUGGUGUGUCGUAAGUGCGGCAAAAAACGUAUUGAACGCAAAGAAAUUAUAACUGAAAUUGUGGAAACGGAAGAGAAGUACGGUCGAGACCUGCAAAUCAUACUCGAAGAGUUUUGUCAGCCUAUGCUAGUAGCCGGUCUGCUUACACAAGAGCAGCUCUCCGCAAUCUUCUUAAAUACCGAAGAAUUGCUUGAGAACAAUCAAACUCUUGCUGAGCGUAUGCGUGACGCCCUUGAUAUAGCUCUGGAGCAGGGUGACGAUGAUCUGCUUACGGUGAAUAUUGGUAAAAUAUUCCUGGAAUCUACGCAAAUGUUGCAUGCCUUCGAAAGUUAUUGCGUACGUCAAGCCGCAGCCAGUCUGUUAUUGGCCAAUCUUGAGAAAGAGAAGGAAUUAUUGCGAAUCUUUCUGAAGGUCUCUCAAAUGGAAAAUGCUGUCCUAAGACGUAUGAAUCUCAAUUCAUUCCUGAUGGUACCAGUGCAACGUGUUACCAAAUAUCCUUUGCUGUUAGCUCGUUUAUAUAAAGUGACACCGGCUCAUCUAGAGGGACGUGACCAGCUUAAGCAGGCACAGGAAAAAAUUGAAUUACAUUUGAAUCAUAUCAAUCAGGAAGCAAAAGAUGUGCCAACGAAACUUUGGCGUCGUAUCUCGUCUUCAAGUCCAAAUCGACGUGCUUCCUGUGAAAUCGAUAUGAUAAAUAUCAAACUACGGAAAAUGGCUAUCGAUGUGCUUGAAUGGAAUCACGAUGAAGUACGUUUCGCCAUGGAAGGUAAACUGUUGUAUACGCAACCGACCGAUAGCAAUUGGAAAAAAGCUCGCACCAUCAAACUAACACCGGUAAAUGCUCUACUGGUUACAAACGGAAAGCCAAGUGCCAAUUAUAAAGCAGAAAAAGUCAUGUCAGAUAAACUGAAUUUCCCGAAGCAUACCGGAAUACGAGAAGCUUCAUUGUUGGUGGUCAAAGAAAAGUGCGGACGUUAUACAUUGAUACGUGAACCAUUAUAUCUGGACAGAUGUGUCGUAUGCAGUGAGGCCGAUUGGGAUGAAUACUUUGAGAUACAAGAGAUCUCAUCGAAGGAUACAUUCAUAUUUAAAGCUGAGGACAAUGUACGCACUAAACAAUGGUAUACACAGUUGCAAUAUCAUGCACAAGGUAUGGGUGGCUGGCGCAAAAGACGAAAUGCUUUGGCCAAUAUUAUGAUCAAUGGAAUGCUGGCACGCAGUUAAACUAUAUUUUAUGUGUAUAUCAACUAUAAAUCCCGUAGAGUAUAUUACCAAGAAAAAUAAUAAUAACAACAAAAACAACAACAACAAUU
Molecule: messenger RNA, 8333 nt
Organism: Glossina fuscipes
Lineage: Eukaryota; Metazoa; Arthropoda; Insecta; Diptera; Glossinidae
Gene: RhoGEF64C
Exons: 8
Coding region: 904-8244 (2446 amino acids)
Biological process (GO): positive regulation of Rho protein signal transduction
Molecular function (GO): guanyl-nucleotide exchange factor activity
Source: RefSeq, a predicted model, not a curated record